This is a messenger RNA of Vitis riparia (riverbank grape), 1365 nucleotides long. Its product is annotated as chloroplast processing peptidase. The record is from RefSeq and is a predicted model, not a curated record. Gene Ontology annotation, biological process: thylakoid membrane organization. The coding region runs from base 31 to 1068 and encodes 345 amino acids. Gene Ontology annotation, cellular component: chloroplast thylakoid membrane. Lineage: Eukaryota; Viridiplantae; Streptophyta; Magnoliopsida; Vitales; Vitaceae. The transcript has 5 exons. Gene Ontology annotation, molecular function: serine-type endopeptidase activity.
UUUCUCCAUGUUCUUACAGUGUCUUGCUGUAUGAAUCGUGGCUUUACUUCAACUUUACAAGAGAUGACGUCUCUGCAAUUCUUCCCUCCGUCGUCAUCAUUAUCUUCCCGGAGAGACCCCAAUUUAGUCCUUGUCCAACGCUUGAAACGCAUUGAAAACCCCAGUUUUAUUGUCUUCAAUCUCUACCCCAUUUCUAGAACCCCUCAUUUCAGUAAAAAAUUAACCCUUCCCUUCGAAAACCCUAAUUUUCAAGGGUUUAAGCCCAUAAACUCCAGAACCCGCUUGCAGAGACUAAAUUGCAAUGGGUUCAAAGACUCCAGUGAAGAAACCAAAGCAGUUCUGGACGAGGAAGGCGGCGACGGCGGCGGAGAUGGAGGAGAUGAUGCCCAGACGGAGAAGAAGGAUGCAAAGGUCGGGAUUUUACCGGAAUGGGUGAAUUUGACGUCUGACGAUGCAAAAACGGUUUUUGCGGCACUGGCGAUAUCGUUUGCGUUUCGGUCGUUUGUGGCUGAACCUAGAUUCAUUCCUUCAUUGUCAAUGUACCCUACAUUUGAUGUUGGAGAUAGAAUUGUUGCAGAAAAGGUUUCAUACUAUUUCAGAAAGCCUUGUGCUAAUGAUAUAGUGAUUUUUAAAAGCCCACCAGUCCUUCAAGAAGUAGGAUAUACUGAUGAAGAUGUAUUCAUUAAAAGAAUUGUUGCUAAAGAAGGUGAUACUGUGGAGGUUCGUGAAGGGAAGUUAAUUGUAAACGGAGUAGUGAGAAAUGAAAAUUUCAUCUUUGAACCACCUUCUUACAGCAUGACACCAAUUCGUGUACCAGAGAACGCGGUUUUUGUGAUGGGUGACAAUCGUAAUAAUAGCUAUGAUUCACAUGUCUGGGGCCCUCUGCCUGCCAAAAAUAUAUUAGGAAGAUCAAUCUUUCGGUAUUGGCCUCCAAACCGAAUUGGUGGCACAGUUUCUGAUGCUGGUUGUGCUGUUGACAAGCAAGAGAGUAGUCCAGCAUUAAGUGAUCCAGCAUCAUCGAGCAAUCCAACAUUGAGCGUUCCCAUAUCAAGCAGUUCAACACCUUGAUAAAAUCCCAGCAGAUUGAUUCCACUCUGCAGUGUCAAGGUGCAUCAUUGGGUGCUGAUGCCAGGUUUUUCUAUUAUUCCCUCUUUGAGUUUUUUUGUAUCUCACAUCACUGUGUUCAUUUAUGAGAAGCAAAGAGGCCAUUCCAAUACCUGGGCCAAAUUUUUUAAGGUCCCUUUGUUAUUUUAAGGUAGUUGUAGAUUGACCCUUGUAUUAUUUGAUACGCAAUCUCUUUUAUUUUAAGAAAUGGUAAUACUCUCCUAUUGACAAAUAUGAAUUCAAAUGAUGUUUUCUUAUCCA